Molecule: messenger RNA, 654 nt
Organism: Cynocephalus volans (Philippine flying lemur)
Lineage: Eukaryota; Metazoa; Chordata; Mammalia; Dermoptera; Cynocephalidae
Product: putative endogenous retrovirus group FC1 Env polyprotein
Exons: 1
Coding region: 1-654 (217 amino acids)
Source: RefSeq, a predicted model, not a curated record
AUGCAUUCAGGCCCGGCUUUUUCCCUUUUGGCCCUGCUUCUAUUUUUCAGCCCCACCACCCCCAACACAGAUUUAUUUUAUUUGGUGGAAUCUGGGGGCUCUUGUGCCCAAGUCCUUGCCACCACCGACUGCCGGCCACAAGGAAGCCAGACCUCUAUUAAUUUUACCUUCUCCUCUUUCCAUUCCACCCCUAGGGAAUUUUCCAACCUGGCUAUCUGUUUCAUUUAUGACCACAUUGAAUACAACUGCCGUCAUUAUUGGGUCCAGACCAACGGAGGUUGUCCUUACAAUUAUUGCAAAAUACACACCACCCAGCUAGAUACUGGGAGCACAUUACGAUCCAGGUACUGCCUCACCAGCGACGGACAGUCCAAAUAUAUUCUAACUAUUUCUGAUCCCUGGGAUUCCCAAUGGAACACCAGUGUUAAGUCCAAAUUGUACAAAUGGCCCUUUAAUUCAUAUCCAAUCGCGUCACUUGACAUUUAUAGAGUUUACACAGGGGUCACCCCUCAAGUUUUUUCUGUUCUCCAUGACCAGACUCGUUAUAUCCAAACACAGGAACAAAUCAUUCAGGAACGGAUUCGCAAGGUGCCUUGGGUUUCUGUCAAUCAGCUUAUCCUCAAGGAAUACUUGCCACUGACAAAUAAUAAAUGA